AUGGAGAUAACCGAUAAGCAAACUGCUCAGAACCUGAAAAACACCAUUGAAGAAGUAUUGAAAUCAUACAGCACUGAUGUCACGCAUGUUUAUGCUUACACAGCUGAUAACGGAAAAAAUGUACAAAAGUGUGGACAAGAAUUGAAUAAAUCGCAACAAGUGGCACUCAAUUCCAUUGAGCACGAACAAGCCAGUGAUUAUGAAAACGAUGAUGAAGAAGACGAUAAUGAAUUUCACACUGGUGAAAUCGACGAAAUGUUGGAGGCCGUUGAGAACAUUGUUCUUAGCGGUAACGAAUCCGCAGCCCAUACUAUUAAUCUGGUUGUAAAUGAUGCUGUGGAUAAGGAAUGCGACAUUCUUAAAAAAGUCCGAAAAAUUGUUAAAGCGUGCCGGAAAGUUGGAUACAAGCCAUUUUUCGAAAUUGAGAAGGUUCCGCUGCCCAAAAUAGAUGUGGAAACGAGAUGGGGCUCUCUAUAUGAAAUGAUCAACUCGUUACAUAGCAGAAAAGCAUUUUUCGAGGAUAUUGGUCAAAAGUUUGAAGAAUUGCACGUAACAGCGGAUGACUGGACCUACAUUGAAGAGUUCGCCGCAGCAUUCGAACCGCUGUUUGUUCUAACAAAAGCUCUGCAAGCGAAUGAUUUGAUUCUAGGAGACGUUUUCAAGCUCCUAAAGAUAUGUCGACUAAAGCUCAGUAAGAUCCCUGCUGCCAAUAGAUUUUCAGAAAGUCUUAAACAAGCACUACAGGGUAGAGCUAUACGUAUGAUGGAUAAUGAUGCCUUCCGUGCGCCUUUGCUAUUCGACCAACGCUGGUGCUUUAUCGACUCGCCAUAUGUUUCAAUGGAUGAAAGGCUUAAGGCGAUCGAACACAUGCUGAAAGUUGGCAACAUAUUGAAGACUUUCAAAAAGAAAUCUUCAAUUCAACGACAAUCAGAACUGCCAGAAUGUCUCGCUGCUACCAAGUCAAGCGAUGACGAUUUUGAAACCAUGCUUGAAGAAGAAUGUCAGCCAAAUGUAGCGCCGGAAUCGCUGGAAAUUGUUGUGAAAGUACAGGGCAGGUCCGAAAUCGUCGAGCCGGGACGACUGUUGAUCGAUGACAGGAGGGGCUCGACUGUGAUGGGAGGAUUAUGGGCUUCCAAAGUUUUUGCGGCAAAGGUGCGUCCCGGUAUCCGGUUGGAAGAACUGUAG
This is a messenger RNA of Ochlerotatus camptorhynchus, 1185 nucleotides long. RefSeq lists its product as uncharacterized. The record is from RefSeq and is a predicted model, not a curated record. The coding region runs from base 1 to 1185 and encodes 394 amino acids. The transcript has 5 exons. Gene Ontology annotation, biological process: regulation of transcription by RNA polymerase II. Gene Ontology annotation, cellular component: nucleus. Lineage: Eukaryota; Metazoa; Arthropoda; Insecta; Diptera; Culicidae.